GAAAGUGCAAUGCUGUGGCCGCCGCCGGGGUGAUUUUCACCUUCGCCUGUGCGAGCCCUCGCUGACCCAGGUUGGGAAGCCAGACAAGAGUAAAAUAUGAACGGAAGAGUGGAUUACUUGGUUACUGAGGAAGAGAUCAAUCUCACUAGAGGACCCUCAGGGCUGGGCUUCAACAUCGUCGGUGGCACAGAUCAGCAGUAUGUCUCCAAUGACAGUGGCAUCUUCGUCAGCCGCAUCAAAGAGAACGGGGCUGCAGCCCUGGAUGGGCGGCUCCAGGAGGGUGAUAAGAUCCUCUCGGUAAACGGCCAAGACCUAAAGAACCUGCUGCACCAGGAUGCUGUAGACCUCUUUCGUAAUGCAGGCUAUGCUGUGUCCCUGAGAGUGCAGCACAGGUUACAGGUGCAGAAUGGGCCUCUAGGACAUCACAGUGAAGGGGAGCCAAGUGGUAUUCCCAUAACUGUGGUGCUGGUGCCAGUGUUUGCCCUCAUCGUGGUAGCAGCCUGGGCCUUCAUGAGAUACCGGCAACGACUUUGAAAAGCUUGCUUUCUUCCACUGCUCCCAGAGAAGAAGAUACAUUUCUCUCUUUCUCUCACCCUCCUCCCCUGCCAUUCUCCCAUAACUGUCCCUCUCUCUACAUAGCCAACACACAAUUUAAAGAGACUGCUACCCAACCAGAACCUUGCUGCUCGAAAUCUCUAAAUCCUCAUACUCUAGUAGGAGAGUAAAGGCAUUGUUUGAAGGAAUACUGAAAGAAGGACUUGCUUAGAACAAAUGAAGAGUUAUAUAUUUUACUAGGACCACCAAUAGAAGUUCAGCUGCAACCCAGAGAGGGAGAGGUCCAGUCUUCCCAUCACCAUGCGUGAUUCCUUUUUUCUUACCUGGCAUGUGUCAAAGAUCAGCUGUAGUAAGAGGAAGAAAGGAUUUUUCUCUUUAAUGAUCUUCGUUGGGAAGUUUUUGUGUCCUUUAUUUAAUUUCUAACUACCUACUUGGGCACCUAUGUUGUAUCAAACAGAGGUGAAUGAAGAGAGAAUUUCUACUUUUUUAAAAAAGCAAAUACACACACACACACACACACACACACACACACACGUAUUCAUAUAUGAUAGUAUAAUAGUGAUGCCUUAUGGUGAAUUAAAGAGAUAGAAAGCAA
Messenger RNA from Lipotes vexillifer (Yangtze River dolphin), 1150 nucleotides. RefSeq names its product synaptojanin 2 binding protein (gene SYNJ2BP). Gene Ontology annotation, cellular component: cell junction; basolateral plasma membrane. The record is from RefSeq and is a predicted model, not a curated record. The transcript is spliced from 4 exons. Gene Ontology annotation, biological process: establishment or maintenance of epithelial cell apical/basal polarity; cell-cell adhesion; receptor clustering. Gene Ontology annotation, molecular function: protein kinase binding. The coding region runs from base 97 to 534 and encodes 145 amino acids. Lineage: Eukaryota; Metazoa; Chordata; Mammalia; Artiodactyla; Lipotidae.